GAGCAAGGCAACGCUGGAAGCAAAGCGGCCCCGUUCCUCGCGUGCGUGCGUGCGUGCAAGACCAGCGAGAGAGAGAGAGAAGAAGCCGCCGCGCAGCCGCCUCCGGUCUCUCCUCCUCUCCCCCUUCCUCCGGCCGCCGCCCGCCGGUCCACCGCCGCCUCCUCCUCCUCGAGAAGCAAGGCCGGGGCUCCCGGUGCCCGGACGCCCGCCCGUCCCGCCGCCGCCGCCCGCGACCCGGCCGCGCCGUCCUCGCCCCCAGUUCGCCCGGAUCUCGGAAGAGGAGGAGGAGGAGCGAGCUCUCUAGGGUUCCGCGGCGGUCCCGGUUCCUGCGCCCCGUCAGGUCGUUCAACGUUUGGCCAAUCUUAUUAGGAGGAGACUGUAUUUGUUGGUACUGUUCUUAGAACCAGACUUCAUUUGGGAUCGGAUUUCAGAUGUGACAAAUGCCCACCAAGGUGGCUGCUUCAGAUGUCAUCAGAGUAAGCACUUCAAGUGCCCCCAGCACAUCGAGCCACGGUUCCGCGCAAGAUGACUAUGAAUCGUCAGGCGACGUGUAUGUGUGGGGUGAAGUUAUCUGUGAAAGCUCUGCCAGGGCUGGUUCUGAUGCGGUAAUCAAGUCGGCUGUGAGGCAGGAUGUCCUGCUACCGAAGCCUUUGGAGUCCCAUUUAGUUCUUGAUGUGUAUCAUGUGGACUGCGGGGUCAAGCAUGCUGCUUUGGUCACCAAGAAUGGGGAAGUCUUCACAUGGGGUGAAGAGUCUGGAGGACGGCUUGGUCAUGGAUCACGAGAAGAUUAUGCUCGCCCCAGCCUUGUCAAUUCAUUAGCGGUUUCCAACGUGGAUUUCGUUGCUUGUGGGGAGUUCCAUACCUGUGCUGUGACAACAGCUGGGGAACUGUAUACCUGGGGAGAUGGAACACACAACAUUGGGCUUUUGGGCCAUGGUACUGACAUAAGCCACUGGAUUCCUAAAAGGAUUUCAGGAGCACUGGACGGUCUGCAAGUUGCUUAUGUUUCUUGUGGAACCUGGCAUACAGCCUUGAUUACAACAAGUGGCCAGUUAUUUACCUUUGGUGAUGGUACUUUUGGAGUUUUAGGCCAUGGAAACCGAGAAAGUAUUUCAUGUCCGAGGGAGGUCGAGUCUUUAUCGGGGCUGAGAACAAUUGCUGUCGCCUGUGGUGUGUGGCACACUGCAGCUGUUGUAGAAGUUAUAGUGACUCAGUCUAGUUCAAGUUUAUCUUCUGGAAAGCUCUUCACAUGGGGAGAUGGCGACAAACAUCGACUUGGUCAUGGUGACAAGGAACCACGAGUUAAGCCGACAUGUGUGGCUUCACUCAUUGAUUACGAUUUUCACAGGAUAGCAUGCGGCCAUGGCCUUACUGUGGGUCUGACAACAUCUGGACAGGUUUGGAGCAUGGGUAAUACUGUUUAUGGCCAGCUUGGAAAUCCUCGCUCAGAUGGUAAGCUCCCAUGUUUAGUCGAAGAGAUUAUGGGUGAACAGGUUGUUCAAGUUGCUUGUGGUUCCUACCAUGUUGCGGUUUUAACAGUUAAGAGUGAAGUUUUUACAUGGGGAAAAGGAGCCAAUGGAAGGUUGGGCCAUGGAGAUAUAGACGACAGGAAAAUACCUACGCUGGUUGAAGCCUUACGAGACAGAGCUGUUCGGCACAUUUCCUGUGGUGCGAACUUCACAGCGGCCAUAUGCCAACAUAAGUUGAUGCCAGGAGCGGAGCAGUCGCAAUGCACCUCAUGUAGGCAACCAUUUGGGUUUACCCGGAAGAGGCAUAACUGCCAUAAUUGCGGACAUGUCCAUUGCAAUGCGUGCACUUCGCGAAAGGUGUUGAGGGCAGCGUUGGCUCCCAAUCCUGGAAAGCCUUACCGUGUUUGUGAUUCUUGUUUUCUGAAACUGAACAAUGCCAUUGACUCCAGUGCAAUUAAUAAGAGGAAAGAUACCGUGCCUCGCUACUCAGGUGAAAGCAAUUCUGAUAGUACUAAAUUAGCUAAAGCAAUUAUCCCUAGUAAUUUGGAUAUGAUUAGAAGUUUGGAUAGCAAGGCAGCAAAACAAGGGAAGAAAACAGACGCUCUUUCAUUUCUUCGGUCUCCUCAAAUGAGUUCACUUCUUCAGUUGAGGGAUAUUGCUUUAUCUGGUGGGCCUGAUCUGAACAGACCAGUUCCAAGACCAACUCGCACACCAGCAGUUCGAUCGGUAAAUACUUCCAGGGCUGUCUCCCCUUUCUCUCGUAAGCCUAGUCCGCCACGUUCUACCACACCAGUUCCGACAACUCAUGGCCUUUCUAUUGCGAAAAGUGCUACUGAUAAUCUUACGAAAAAGAACGAGAUGUUAAAUCAGGAAGUUGAAAGACUCCGCGGACAGGUCGACAGUCUGAGGCACCGGUGUGAGGCUCAAGAACUUGAGCUACAGAAGUCUGCUAAGAAAGUACAAGAGGCCAUGACUCUGGUUGCAGAGGAGUCUGCGAAGUCCAAAGCUGCUAAGGAAGUCAUAAAAGCCCUAACAGCACAGCUCAAGGACAUGGCUGAAAGACUGCCUCCAGAUGAUGGCAACGAUGCAAAGCAGUCACAGUUCCCAAAUGGAAUCGAGUCUCAUGCUUCCAUUUACUCUAGCAUGGAUUUGGAUUCAGUUCACCAGUCACGGAAUGAGUCUAUCAAUGCAUUGAACGUGCCUAGCCUGAACACUGGACGAUCCUUGCACCCAAAUGGAAUCUCAGGUCAGCAGAGAUCGCCGGGUGUUAAUGAAAACAAUGAAGUGAGUGCUCACAGACACAGGGUUUCAAGCCCCCAUGACGGCGCACUUUCGAAUCGAAGAGCGCACAGCAGUAGUGAUGAAUUAUUCGCCUCAAGCCGCAGAGCGGCUGAUAGUGCUAGCAUGGAUACUAUGUCCCUCCAAAAUGGCGAGGAUGGUUACAGAUCUCGAGGUACGUUGUCACUGUCCAGUCCCGAAGUUAAGGCCGAAUGGAUUGAACAGUAUGAACAAGGUGUAUACAUAACACUGACGACGCUUCUUGAUGGGACUCGGGAUCUCAAGAGGGUACGCUUCAGCCGAAGACGGUUCGGCGAGCAUCAAGCGGAGAGCUGGUGGAACGAGAACCACGACAAGGUCUACGAGCGGUAUGGCGUGAGGAGCUCCGAGCGGGUGUCGUCGGCCGCGUCGACCCGGUCAGCUCGGUGACUUGAGGACCGACCUGCUCUGCCCCGGCAAUCAUCGGAUAUCGCAUGAGCUUCCGGGAAGGCCUCAGUUUUGCUCCUGUAACUCCGAUGAAUCGUUUUCUUGUUUCGCGAUCAGUUCAUCCGUUGAGGCAAGCAGGCAAGCAGGCAGAGGCAUGCAGGGGCUUUGUAGCGCUGCCCUGAUGUAAUGUAAAUAUAGAGGUGACAAUUAUUAGUGUGGGAAAGAGGAUGUGUUCAUCAGAGCCUGGAACCACUCCUCUUUCCCCAAUUCUGUAGCUAAUUCAUGUUGUAAAAUCCGCAGAAAUUCUUCAGUCGUCAUCUGCAGAAGUUUCUCCAUUUGCAACUGUUUGUACGUGCUGACGUGGCGUCGAGCAGAGCUAAUAUACAUGAUGAUGAUGAUGUUGUGGUGCAA
This is a messenger RNA of Triticum urartu, 3584 nucleotides long. The record is from RefSeq and is a predicted model, not a curated record. NCBI's taxonomy places the organism in Eukaryota, Viridiplantae, Streptophyta, Magnoliopsida, Poales, Poaceae.